ACACCAUAUCACCAUCCAUCAUAUGUUUACUAUUCAAUUAAAUAAAUAAAAAAUACCAUUUGAGUGUAUUGUUGCCAUUGCUCAGGGAAGUCAGGUCAUAGGAUAAGCGUGACGACGGCCAGAAGGUGGGAGCUGUUGCCGAACGUGGCCAACGGGUUGCAGCACUGGCUUCACUGUGAGCCCGUCAGACAAACACAACCAACACAGCCAACAUGGCGGAUUGGGACGCUGAAACCUUUGAUCUGGAGGAGCCGAUUAAAAAGGCGGCAGCGAUGGACAAAUGGGAAGGGGAAGACGAAGAAGACGAGGUUAAGGACAACUGGGAUGAUGAGGAUGAAGACGGCGAGAAAAAGGCAGAGAUGAAAAAGCCAGAGACAAAAGUUUCUGAGAAAAAAAAGUUGAGUGAGAAGAUCAAAGAGAAAGAGAACCGGUUAAAGAAAAAACAACAGGAGCUGAAAAAUGUGUUGGAGGAAGAGAAAGAAGAGCUCAGUCCUGAAGAACAACUUGCAGAGAAAAUAAGAGUGAAGGAAUUACAAGAAGCUGCAGACUUGGAGCUAGCAAAAGAUGCCUUUGGUGUCAGCAGCAAUUCAAACAUUGUCACUGGGAUUGACGCCAUGAAUCCAUCUUCUAAAGAAGACUUCACAGAGUUUGAGAAAUUGCUGAAAGAAAAGAUAUCCCACUUUGAAAAAUCUGUGCAUUAUUCAAGUUUCUUGGAUUCAUUGUUUCGGGAACUCUGUAUUUCAUUGGAAGUAGAGGACUUGAAGAAAGUCAGUAAUUCCCUGACAGCCCUACUAAGUGAAAAACAGAAACAAGAAAAACAAAACAAAGGAAAGAAGAAGAAGAAAGGGGUCGUACCUGGAGGUGGAUUCAAAGCACAGCUGAGGGAUGACCUUGACUAUGCAGAGUUUGAUGGUGGCUAUGCCCAAGACUAUGAGGAUUUCAUGUGACACUGGCUCCAUCACCACUGCCAUUUUCCCCUCCCAACCCUCAGAAAUGCAGCUGUACCUUCUCAUGCUGUCCAGUGCCAUCCUGGAAAAAUCUGAACUAUGUGUUGCCCCCUUCAUUUUGCUUCAAUGACCAGAAAGACUUUACCAGGGAGCAUCCAGUCUCAACAACUCUUUAUGUUCAUACAUAUGGAAUUGCCUUUUCUCUGUAUCAUUCAGCCUCGAUUCUCACACACAUUAUCUGUUGGGUGACCCAGCUUCAAAAGAGAAUACAUUGCAACUGUUGUUGUCUGAGUUUUGCAGGGCUUAUUUUUUAUUAAGUGUUGCUCCUGUCAAAAUGGCAGACACAGUAUUGCAGUUAAAGUAAAGUGACAUAGAAACACACGGUUCUAUGCAAAUUAUUUAACCAUAUGGUCAUGUAUAUUGUUCUCGCUUACCUGUCGAUAGUUAUCUUACAGGAAAGUAUAUAGUAUCUAUAACUUUGAUUGCCAUAUUCAGAACAAUUCUUUAAAUCUUUAUCUCUGGAAAAGUUGCAUUCUUGGUGAUUUUGAGACAAACACCACAUGUAAGAAAGUAAUUUUACAGAGAGCACAUGACAUUCACUGUAAGAUAAAAAAAAAAAAGGGAUGGUCAAGAAUAAUACAUGUACAACCUCACAGCCAUUCUCUUGAGAUGUCUGGAAUAUCCUUGAAAAUAUGGAGCAAAGAGUACUUAUGGAAAUUAUAGGUAUUUUUUGUGCAUGACUAAUGAAAUUUACUAAUUUGAUUUCUACUAAUGCAGAAAAUGUAUGGAUCAGACAAGUGGGUUAACUUGCUACAACUGGUCUCCUAAUCAUUGCUUCUGCAGGCUUGUAUCAAGUGUGAUGAGGAGCGGGGGCUUAUGGGCCUUACCCCACCAUGUCUUCAUAUGGGCUACAGUUAGUUGAAAGGGGCUUAUUUCUCCUUUUCUUUAUGAGCAAUUGACCAGUUUCAAUGUUACAUUUACAGUUGGAUACACACAAUGUGGAAGAUACGGCAUCUGCAGUGUUUUAUAAGCAUCUAAUUUAAUAAAUCACUGGUCAAAUGGA
Messenger RNA from Etheostoma spectabile (orangethroat darter), 2010 nucleotides. RefSeq names its product eukaryotic translation initiation factor 3, subunit Jb (gene eif3jb). Gene Ontology annotation, molecular function: translation initiation factor activity. The transcript has 8 exons. The record is from RefSeq and is a predicted model, not a curated record. Lineage: Eukaryota; Metazoa; Chordata; Actinopteri; Perciformes; Percidae. The coding region runs from base 213 to 947 and encodes 244 amino acids. Gene Ontology annotation, cellular component: eukaryotic translation initiation factor 3 complex; cytoplasm.